Molecule: messenger RNA, 2103 nt
Organism: Naegleria lovaniensis
Lineage: Eukaryota; Heterolobosea; Eutetramitea; Acrasida; Naegleriidae
Exons: 1
Coding region: 1-2103 (700 amino acids)
Molecular function (GO): protein binding
Source: RefSeq, a predicted model, not a curated record
AUGUUUGUUCACUCGUAUCCAAUCACUCCAAUCAAUUCCAAUAUUUAUGACAUGGGUGUGGCAGUGGAUAAAGGAAAUGCCAGAGGUGUUGUGGUCACUCUCUGUGAUCAACCUCCUCUCUCUCAAUUUGAAUGCAUUUUGUCUCCAAUGAUGGAUUUUUGGGGAAUGUUCGCCAUGUUGGUCGUUCAUGCAGAGACUGGAAAUACCACACGUGUUGAUUUUCCAUUUACAACAAGUCAAUCUGAGGCUGUCUAUGCAUCGCUACUAUCCAACGAUGGUCGAUAUUAUUAUUGUCAUUAUGGAGGUCGUUUUGUGCAAUUUGAUGCUCAAAAUUUGAGAUUUUCAUUUGUUGGAACGACUCUUCCAGGAAUGUCCAUGAAAAUGACUUUGGAUGAUUUUGGAAACGUUUGGUCUGCUACCUAUCCAAAAAGUGGACUUGUUUCAUUCAAUCCCAAUACUCGAGUGUUAACCGAUUAUGGUUAUGUGUACAAUCAAACAUGGCUAAUGUAUCAAAGAUAUAUUGCUGCUGAUGAUCAAGGAUUCAUCUAUUUUAGUGUUGGUUAUACAUUGGGUCAAAUUAUUGCUUUCAAUCCAAACACGAGUAGUGCAGUUCCAGUGUUUUCAGAAUCGGAACGAGGGCCUCAACUCAUGCCAACCUUGUAUCGAGAUGUGGAUGGUGCAGUCUAUGCUUCCAAUGUCAAUGCAACUCCCAUCUAUCGAUUUUAUAGAGGUAAUUACACUACCCUUAAUUCUCAUGCAAAGGUUCCAGUUCCUUACAUUAGUGGUCAUCAGGGAUUGUUCUAUGGAUAUUUUCCAUCCAAGAGACAAUUGUUGACUUUUGAUGUGGAAAACAAAAUUUUCACAAUUCGAGAAAAGAACUCAACAAUGACCACAAAAUCCUUCUACUAUACAUGUCGAGGUGCCAAUCUUAUGGACCUUCGUGCUACUCCUGACUUUAGCACACUCAUUGGAGGUUCAAGUUUUCCAAUGAACUUUUUCACCAUGAAUUCAACAGACGGAGUUUUCCAACAUUCGAAUAUGUUAGAACAACCCAAUGUCAUCCAAGCAUUUACGUAUGAUCCCUAUGUUUGGAUUGGAACAUACCCAGUCGGACGUUUACUUCAAUAUGAUCUCAAAAAGCCAUGGAUUGAUCCCAUUCCAGGAAAUGCAAGUUCACUCAAUCCUCGAAUUCUAGCAAGUGCUGCUCCUCAUAUCAUUCGUCCUACAUCUGUUCUCGCUCAUCCGAACAAGGAAUUAGUAUUUAUGGGUGGUACUCCAGAUUAUGGUGGCACAGGUGGAGGUCUCUUAAUUUGGAAUCGAAUCACUGAAAAGGCAACUGUGUUAACACAUACCCAAUUGUUGCAAUAUCAUUCCAUUAAUUCCAUGGUUCCCAUUCCUGGCUCCAAUGAUUUGAUUUUAUGUGGAUCGACCAUUGUUACGGGAACUGGCGGUGUUGCUAUUGCACCUGUUGCUGAAUUGUUUGUCUUCAAUAUUACUUCGAGAAGUGUCACUUGGCGAUCAGCACCACUCACGGGUGUGAGAAAUUAUUAUGAAUUGUAUGGUGUGGCCUCGACAGGUUUCAUCUAUGGCUAUACAGAUACGAGAGUUUUCUUUGUGUUCAAUCCAGCCAAUCGUUCAUUGAUUCAUGUGAGUCCAAUAUCUGGUGUCUAUGUCGAACAAGGUCCUCAUUCUUUUGCUCCUCAUCCAAAUGGAAAGGAUGUUUAUGUGACAUUGGGAAAUGGAAUUUUCCAAAUUCAUCCUCAAAAUUUCACACUCACACGAGUCAUGUCUCUUCCUUCUGCAAAAACUUAUCCAUUCAAUGGAGUGAUUUUGAAGAAUGGAUGGUAUUAUUAUCGAUCCGAUACGAGAAUUCAUGGAUUUAAAUUGUUUAACGUGACAAAAGAACCUCCUGUUCUGAACUCGCCUCUGAGUCCAUCCAUUUCACGACAAGUGUCAGCCCGACCUUCAUUGAGACAUACGUCAGGAGUUGCUUCCAGUGCAUACAGUAACUACUUGAGAGGAUAUUUACUUGUUGGAUGGAAGAGUAUGAUCUGGUUGGUAGCGAGUACGGUCGUGUGGUGUGUUGUGCAACACGUCAUGUAA